Messenger RNA from Fusarium proliferatum ET1, 624 nucleotides. RefSeq lists its product as uncharacterized. NCBI's taxonomy places the organism in Eukaryota, Fungi, Ascomycota, Sordariomycetes, Hypocreales, Nectriaceae. The coding region runs from base 1 to 624 and encodes 207 amino acids. The transcript has a single exon. The record is from RefSeq and is a predicted model, not a curated record.
AUGCCGUUUGAUCAAGUUCAGCAGUGGAUGAAGAAGGACGGUGACAAGAAAUCGACACAGGAUCGACCAUCAUCUCCGGCUUACAAGGCUGAUCCACCAGUGUACACCACUGAACCACCAGCCCACAUGGCUGGACCGCCUGCCUUCAUGGCACGCAGACGUACUGCGACAUUCUUCACUCCAGACGGCCGAAGAAACUUCGUCGUGGAGCAUCUGCACCUGGACCCUCUGACAGCGGCAACAUAUGAGCAGGCCAUCCAUGAUGGCAGCCACAUGGUCGGCCGACUAGGCCACGGUGACCUGCGUGAGACACGCCUAUAUGAGCUUAACUACUGGGUAGCCAAAGAGCGCGGUGAGAACCCCAGCAGUGUGAAGAGGGAUGGUGGUAUUCUUGUCAUGGUCCCUCAGGGAUAUUUGACGUACUUGGAAGAGCUUACCAAGGCUAGAAGACGAGGCGAGAUUGAGCGGGAGAUCGUUGUGCUCCAGGAGAAAGCGCAACAAAAAUUCCAUCGAGGACUAAAUGGAAUUAUGCGGUCUGGUUACAAGCACGAGAUUAACCGACUAGAGAAAGAGCUGGUUGAGAUUCAGGCUAUUGGAGGGCGUCGCGGUCUAAACAGCUGGUGA